AUGGGUGAAGAGAGGAGAGCGAAGUCGGAUCGGAGGCGCCAUUCGCGGUCGCGGUCGCGGUCGCGGUCUGGCUCGCCGCGCCGAGAUGCGGACCGCCAUGGACGAAGGCAUAGGGACGAUGGGAAGAGGUCAAGGUCGAGGUCGCAAACUUCCCGGAGUAGCUCAUCCGAUUCGACCGACGAUAGGCGACACCGCCGAAAGAAAGAAAAGAAGUCGCGACACAAGGAGAAGAAACGGGAAAAGAAAGAGAAAAAGAAGAAAAAGAGUGGCGCAGUGAGCCAUCAGUGGGGAAAAUACGGCAUUAUCAGUGAAACCGAUUUAUACACCAAGGAGCAGGAGUUUCGCGCAUGGCUUGUUGAAGAACGCAAAAUCAACCCAGAAACAGUCUCAAAGGACCAGACAAAGAAGGAAUUUGCGCGCUUCGUUGAGGAUUACAACACUGCGACACUCCCACAUGAGAAGUUCUAUCAUAUGGAAGCAUACGAACGCCGAAUGUCGGCGCUGCGGGCAGGAGAGUAUGUCCCUCCACCUGACGACUCCUACGACCCGAAUGCGGAUCUCCGUGCAUUGGAAAGCACUCACAAGCGCCGCGCCGUUGAGCGGGAUACAUUCAUGAGCAAGGAGCAGCUGCAAGAGUUGCGCCGAGUGCAGAAUGAGCGGAUCGAGGCCGGGAGAAUGAAGUUACUGGGGAUGGAUGUCAAGCAGACCAUGGGUGUACGUAUGGAUGGGAGCAUGUUUGACGGCUGA
Molecule: messenger RNA, 747 nt
Organism: Fibroporia radiculosa
Lineage: Eukaryota; Fungi; Basidiomycota; Agaricomycetes; Polyporales; Fibroporiaceae
Exons: 5
Coding region: 1-747 (248 amino acids)
Source: RefSeq, a predicted model, not a curated record